CUGCUGAGCAGGCCCAGACAGUCAGGCUGGGGCUGGCCUGGGCUUGCAGGCCCGAGCCCUGCACAAGGACAGGCUGGCAAGGAGCAGAAGAAAAGGGAGCUUUGUAAGCAGCAUUCUGCAAGGCUGCAAGGCGGUGGAAACAAAGAGAGGAACUGUUUGUAGCCGACCAGACGAACCAAACAAACACUUCCCUGAGGUCCAUCCGAGGACAGCCUGAUGACCUUCACACUGCACCUGAGGGCCUGCCGUCCAUCUGCCCUGAGAAGUUUGAUUCUACAGAAGAAAUCCAACAUGAGAAACACGUCCAGCGUGGCUGGGGGUCUCCAAGCAGCCAGCGUGGUCAUCCUGCACAAGUCUCUGGCUCCAGCCUUUGAGAGCUUCUGCCAGGCCAACCGUGGCCCUCUGCCCCUGCUGGGCCGAAGCCAGCCGGGCACGUGGACAGUGCCUGCCCCAGGCUCCAGGACGGGUUGUCCCCAGUUCCGGAAGUACGAGUUUGGUGCCUGCACAGGCAGCCUCAUGUCCCUGGAGGAGACGUCUGAGCAGCUGAAGGACAUGGUGGUCUUUGGCCUGGGCUGCUGUGACUCCCUGGAAGGGGUCUUGGAGAAGGCGGGGCUCCCCAGGAGAGACCCAGCCGGUCAUGGCCACGCAGGUGCUUACAAGACGACAGUGCCUUGCGCCUCCACUGCUGGCUUUGGCUGCCCCCUGGUGGUCACAAUGAGGCCCGUUCCCAAGGACAAGCUGGAAAGGCUGGUGCAGUCCAGUUGCUCUGUGCAAGGAGCUCCCAUUCACGUGGGCGACCCAGAACUGUUGGGAAUCAAAGAUCUCUCCAGACCUGACUAUGGAGAUCCGGUGGUGUGUCAGCCCGGGGACGUCCCAGUGUUCUGGCCGUCGCAACUGACCAGUCUCGAAGCUGUCAGCAGCUGCAAGACCCCACUGGCGUUUACUAGCGCACCAGGCUGUGCGGUUAUGACAGACCUGAAGGCUAAGGAGGCCAGCGAGCUCACCCCAGAGGGAUUUCCAGAGGUUCACCUCAUUUCCCAAGAUCCUUUGCACUACAGCAUCGCCUCAGCACCAGCCAUUCGGAAGAUCCGCGAACUGGAAGCUAUAAUUGGCAUAGACCCAGGCAACCGGGGGAUCGGGCACCUCCUCUGUAAAGACGAGCUGCUGAGGGCCUCUCUCUCACUGUCCCACGCCCGCUCCGUGCUCAUCACCACCGGCUUCCCCACACAUUUCAAGCACGAGCCUCCGGAAGAGACCGAUGGGCCACCUGGAGCCUUUGCCCUGGCCGCCUUCCUGCAGGCCUUGGAGAAGGAGGUCUCCAUGGUUGUUGACCGAAGAGCCUUGAGUUUGUACGAGAAGCUUGUUGAAGAGGCCCUUGAGCACGGUGUUCUGAACACGCCGAUCACACUAGUAACUUACCAGGGCGGAUCAGCCGGAGCUGCUCAGGCGUUUCUAUGCAAAGACGGGGACCCCGGGUCACCCAGGUUCGACCACCUGGUGGCCAUUGAGCGUACGGGCCGGGCAGCCGACGGGAACCAUUACAACGCGAGAAAGGUGAACAUCAAGCACCUGGCCGACCCCAUCGACGACCUUUUCCUUGCAGCGCAGAAGAUUCCUGGCAUCUCAACCACAGGGGUCGGUGACGGAGGCAACGAACUCGGGAUGGGCAAAGUCAAGGAGGCCGUGAAGAAGCACAUCCGAAAUGGGGACGUCAUUGCCUGCGACGUGGCGGCUGACUUCGCCGUGAUCGCGGGUGUUUCCAACUGGGGCGGCUAUGCCUUAGCCUGCGGGCUGUACAUCCUCAACUCCUGCGAGACCCAUGGACGUUACUUGACAAAGGCAAUUGGGCCCCCCGGAGCUCCUGGGGCGCACGGCUGGACUCAGGCCCUCCCCUCUGUCACUAAGGAAGAAAAGAUGCUGAGUCUCCUGGUGCGACAUGAGGUCCGGAGCGGCGUCACCGGCAACGUGGGCAUGGAGGUGGACGGGCUGCCCUUCCACGGCACCCACGCGCAGAUGGUCCAGAAGCUGCUGGACACCACCGCGGGCCAGGCCUGACCCCGCCGAGCGCCGUAGCACUGGCACAGACCCGCUCCUGGGCCUGGGGGGGGGGGUCCUCAAGGAUCCCCGGCUCCCUCCACAGCAGCAAGUCCUGGCCCCGGGGCAGCGACCACCUCUCCGGGCCUGGGACCCCACACCCCCACUUUCGGGAGGGGACGGGACAGAUGCUGCAGCCCAAGGAAGACUUUCCUGUGGCGUUUCAAGUUUUUGCUUUUAUUCCUCAAGUGCUGCAGGUGUUGAUUUCAAGCUCCCUUCCUCCAGCCACCCCCAGUCUGCUCAGGGUCUCUUCUGACCAGGCAUUUAGGGGGUUGCCACUGAGAAAUAACUGUCAGGCAGACACAACCGUGGGCUCAUCGGGGCUAUGAAUAACACCCCCAGACUAAUUAGGAAAUAACAAAAUGUACAAAUGUGGCGUCACGAAUAUUAUGAAACUCUGGGAUUUCACUACCAGUUUACUCACCACCCCACCACCAAAAUAUUUAUACCUUUGAAAUGCUCUUUCCAGUCUUUGGUUUACUUAAGAUGCCAUCGAAUCUUCUAUUUGUGACUGUUGCCUCUCCCCUGCCCUUCACCCUUCACAUGUCCUGACCCCCCACCUCGAAGCCUGCCCUCCCCCCACACCAUCUGUUCACCUCCAGCUCUGAGCAGAAUGCCUUGGCCUGUCUGCACGGGGGGGGGGGGGGGGGGACAGCCGCACGCCUGGAGUGGGGUUCAGCCAGCAUAUCUAGACCUAGGACUCACAUUGCGCACCCAGACACCCCCGGUCAGGCGUCUUAUCUCUUCACAAGUGCCCCGCACACAUUUCCCAGUGGAGUCACAAGCCGCAGCUGCCCAGACCACAGCCCACUGCGUGCACACACUGAGGCGGGCCAGCCUGAGCGUGGCGGGCUCACGGGAGGCAGGGGGUGCUGGUGCUUCUGCUUCCCAGCUCGGCCCAAGUGUGUAUUGCACCUGCUUAAUUUUAUUCCCUGAACCAUAUCCAGCUGGUUCUUCAAAGGGCUCUGGCUGUGCAACACAGCACACACGCACUGAGCAAGCGCCCCAGGCUGGGCAGGUCCGCGGCCGAUUCAGGCAGAUGGAAAGGGAACUGGGGUACACCCCCGCUGAAGAGGGGACCGGGGCAGGGCAGACCAGCGGGCAGGCAGAAGCCGGGGCUCCCACCCCCCACGAUCUCCCGCUUCGCGGCUGGGCGCUUGCAUGGCCCGUGCACACACUCCCGAGCGCCUUCCUGCACAACACAGUGCCUCGUGCGGUUCUGAGAGCAUUAGGGAACCAGCCACAGGUGGUGGUGCAGAGGCCGUGAGGAAGCCUGAGCAGCUGCGCUCCCUGCACUACAGGAGGGCCCCACCUGUUUGGAGCCCUCACUGCCCCCAGGGCUCUUGGAAACGGCAACUUUAAGCAAAAUGACUAAAGAAAAGCAGAUCCUCCCAUAGUGUGGUUCAUCCACAGAGCCCCUUUCACGGCUUUCUUCUCAACAGACUUAGGAAGAAAUGUUACCAAAGCCAACUUCUUUUGGGGCUGCAGCCACUCAACAGCACAAUAUAAAAUGGGGUGAAAUGCAGUGCUCCCACAGGGUGUGGCGGAGCCCCUGGCCACAAGCAACUGGAGUGGGGUCUGCUCAGAUGCACCCUUCCUCCCAAAAAAAAAACAUACACAGGCCUUUGGUCCUGUGCCAGGGACUCUGGGCUGAAGCGCCUUUGGUAAAAGCUCCAUCCCUCCAUCCCUCCAACUGCGACCCCCACAGCUUGGCUAACUGCCUCAGCUCCCCGCUUCGCUAGCCCAGUCUCUCCCCACUACAACUUGUGUCCCGGAUUUGGGGCUGCAGAGCUCCCUGUAACGGGGAUUUUUGAGAAACACCCUGACAUUUUAAACCUUUCUGACUGCAUGAAGAAUAACAUCCGUCUGGUCAAGUUGCCAGCGCUUUUCUGAGUCAUGUUUGGGGGAAGAAACUAAAGGUUGCUUUUUUUGCACACUAUCCCAGCUAGAGAAGCUUGAGGCCCUUGUGAAAGCUGCCUUCACUGCAGGCAGAAGAUUCAAUUGUGAAAGAGAAAGAGACCCAGAGAGAACAGAGAAGCUGAGGAGGGGUCUUAGCUCUGGAGUAAGAAUGCAAAGCCCUGCCCCCUGCAGAGGUCAAGCCAGAAACCCUGAAGCAGCUGCAAAGUGAAAGGAGGGCUCAGAAAAGACUCCUUAGCAGGGCCCAGUGGUCUCCAGGCUCCUUUAUGCUCUUUCAUUCCACAGUGAUCCCGGGUCAGACCUUCGGGAAGGUUUUGCUCAAGUCCACCCUAGUCUUGCUAGGCUUUGGGGCAGGGCCCGUCUGUGCGGGUGGCCUGGUGAGCACGGCUCCAGCCUGGAGCGGCUGGGCGAGGCGACAGGGUGGAACCUGUCCGGAUGGGCGGCCCAGGUGAGAGACAGUUAGCAGCUUUCAGUGUGCCACCGUCCCAGGACAGUUUAGAUUCUCGUAGACGAAGAAAAUUUGAGAGCCCUUGGUACCAUUCUACAGGACUUUAACGCUGAAUCAGGAGACAGAGCAGCUGGCAGGGAGACAGCAGCGAAGCCCAUGAGCCUCAGAGACGCCGCUGGCCGCCGGUGCUGAGAAGCCCCUUUUAUCCCUCCCGCGUCUCAGCCCAGGUGCCGUGCGUGCCCCACGCCCACGCUCCCCGCCCUGGCGUCCACGAGGCCCAGGAGGCGUGCAAAACCACAGGUGGUAGCCAUGGGGGAGGCGAAAACAGCCAUUUUCCCUAUAGCUUUCUACCCAGGUGAUUUGUGGGGCAUUUCCCAGAAUAUGGGGUGAAACGUGUUAGAGGUACCUGGGAUGCCCUCCGGCUCUCCAAGGGCAGACUGGAAACCUUGGGCACGUCAAGGUGUUCUUGCUCCAGAGACGUUGCAGUUAGGAGCCAGGAAAGUGAGUCAACCACGGGGUCGGGCUCCGCAGACCCCCACUGUCCUCUGGCCACGUACUGCCCCAAGGCUCAGCUGAGCCUGCAUCCCUCUGAGUCACCGCCUGCCUGUCACCACCCAAGUCUGGCCUCUCGCCAGCCCCACCUUCGCCCGGCCUCUGCCCAUUCCAUGUGGCCGCACUGAGUCCAUAAAGAUGGCUACUUCUCAAACUCAAGGGCCACACUGCUCCGCAGAGAUGGGAAGUGCAGCAGUCACGCAGACGCUACAUGCCACCGGUUGACGAGCUGGCCGGAAGAGUCACUGCUUUGACAGCAGCAGGCGGAUGCAAGACCCCUUCCCCUCUGUUCAGGUCAGACCCCGGCUCCAGACCCCAGAGUUGGAGACGCACACAGGCGCCCCAGGUGUGCCCGAGUGGCAGGCUCGUUACGAACAAGACUGGCUCUCCUGCCCACCCGUGACGACGUGUGUGCCUCUUUUUCCUAAUAAAUCUGUCCUUUCAAACGUAACCAAACAAAAGAUACAAGCCCAAAGUUUUUCCUAAUUAUCUAUCUUCCUAAAAACAGGAAAUUGCUGGUGGUCUGGGAGGUGGCAGCCACCCUCGAGUCCAGGCUGGCAACGUCUGUUUCGGAUGCCUGCGAAGUUCUUUGUUCUUUUUGUCCCUCCUUCCGUAUUGUUCCCUUUCUAGAAACUACAGAAUUCACCAAAAUGACCAGAAAGGAGAGGGGGUCGAUUUCUGUGAGCCUUUCAGCAUGUAAUUAAAAUUUGUCUUUUCUUCUGCUAAUCAUCUCUCCGUUGUCAGCUUCAUUAUCUUCCAGCCUACAGACGUAGAAGGUAGAGGAAAAUUAGUUCCUUCCCAACUAGCAUCGCACUGAAGAUGUGGGUUUUAUUCCGAUGAAGUGCCGGAAGUGACACGAAGGAACAACACAGAUGAGCCAGGUGUGCCCCGACUCUGCCCCCUUUUCCUACACACUUGGGAAGACCACCUCUCCCAGCCUCCUUUGCAGUUAGGUUGGCCCUAAUGGGCCAAUGACUUCUGAGCAGGUCACAUCCACUCACUGCUAGACAUCUGC
This is a messenger RNA of Condylura cristata (star-nosed mole), 6026 nucleotides long. It is a transcript of the gene DGLUCY, whose product is annotated as chromosome unknown open reading frame, human C14orf159. Gene Ontology annotation, biological process: glutamate metabolic process. NCBI's taxonomy places the organism in Eukaryota, Metazoa, Chordata, Mammalia, Eulipotyphla, Talpidae. The record is from RefSeq and is a predicted model, not a curated record. Gene Ontology annotation, molecular function: D-glutamate cyclase activity. The transcript is spliced from 13 exons. Bases 217 to 2055 code for a protein of 612 amino acids.